GUGUUUGAGAGCGUAGCGCAGCAGCAAGCAACGAGAAGACCAUGAUCCGCUUCUUCCUUUUGCAGAACCGCCAGGGCAAAACGCGCCUGAGCAAGUGGUACGUGCCACCGCCGCCGGACCUCGAGAAGCCGCGCCUCGAGUCCGAGAUUCACCGUCUUGUGGUCGCCCGCGACGCCAAGCACACCAACUUUAUCGAGUUCCGCUCGUACAAGCUCAUCUACCGACGCUACGCAGGCCUCUUCUUCAUUCUCGGCGUCGACUUGCACGCGAACGAGCUCCUGUGCCUCGAGACGAUCCAUCUCUUCGUUGAGCUCCUCGACCAGCAGUUCCAGAACGUCUGCGAGCUCGACAUUGUCUUCAACUUCAACAAGGUCUACUCCAUGCUCGACGAGUACAUCCUUGGCGGCGAAGUCCAAGAAACGAGCAAGCGCGAGAUGCUCGACCGCAUCCGCGAGCUCGAGAAGCUCGAGUAGUGCAUAAU
Messenger RNA from Saprolegnia parasitica CBS 223.65, 481 nucleotides. RefSeq names its product AP-2 complex subunit sigma. Lineage: Eukaryota; Oomycota; Saprolegniomycetes; Saprolegniales; Saprolegniaceae. The transcript has 2 exons. Gene Ontology annotation, cellular component: intracellular membrane-bounded organelle; AP-2 adaptor complex. The coding region runs from base 42 to 473 and encodes 143 amino acids. The record is from RefSeq and is a predicted model, not a curated record. Gene Ontology annotation, biological process: clathrin-dependent endocytosis; protein transport. Gene Ontology annotation, molecular function: clathrin-cargo adaptor activity.